Laetiporus sulphureus 93-53 is the source of this 567-nucleotide messenger RNA. RefSeq lists its product as uncharacterized. The transcript has a single exon. The record is from RefSeq and is a predicted model, not a curated record. NCBI's taxonomy places the organism in Eukaryota, Fungi, Basidiomycota, Agaricomycetes, Polyporales, Laetiporaceae. Bases 1 to 567 code for a protein of 188 amino acids.
AUGCAAGUCGCGCUGCUAGCAAAGACCGGUAAGAUGAAGUCGAAGUCAAACUGCAAGAACAAUGUGAAAAAGAGUGCCAGAUGCACGUACACUGCGUGCAAGAAGAAGGGGCAUAUGGAAGACAAGUGCCGCAAAAAGAAUGCGGAUCUCGCGAGUCGCAAAGCCAGACAUAGGACAACACCAGUGACCAAACUGCAAAGGUUGCGACGGCCAUGCCUGUACGCCAUGAAGACGACGAGAAGCUUCACUUAUUCCUCGCUGAACCUCUCCCAAAGUGCACAUUAUGUCUCCGGACACAGUGGAUCAUCGAUUCCGGCGCAUCGACUCCCAUGUGCUCUCAAUGCGACUGGUUCAUUCAUACUAAAGGCUCGCUACACCGGUAUGGGUCUGGCUCGGAGAUGCACAGUGCAUCAAGAAGACUUCAGUUUGGGCAAUUGGACACUCAGCUGGAACUUUGGUGCUGCGAUGGACCUGAAAACCGAAGAAGGCGCACUUUGUUUCUAUGAGAGAGGGAAGGAAGGUGAUCUACGUCAUGGAUGUCACGCGAGGGAUGGCAACCUGCGUUGA